UUUCUCCUGGUCUCCCCGCCGGUGCUCUUUGAUUAUGCCUCUCAACUUGUUCCUCGUUCCUCACGCUCGCGCCGACUGAGGCUUGGGCAGAGUCCCCAGCGACCGAGUUUGGGGUGGGGCUGUAGAGACCAGUCCUGCGAUUUCCGGGAAGGCUCCUAUGCGAGCCGUCCAGAAAGGCCUUCUCUCCAGCCUCAAUACUUGUGGACCCGGGCCAGGUCAGACGCCGGAGGCCAGGGCCGUGGCCUCCCGAGGGGCGCCCUAUGGGCGUCCUCACGUGCUCGCCAAGGUCCACCUCCCGGGCUUCUUUCUCAGGAGGGGCACUUAAUCCAUCCUCUUCCUUUUUUGUUCGUUCGUUGAUUCACAUCUUCAUUCCAUCAUUCUUCUUGGAGAACUUCUCAAUAUUGGAAACACACUUGACAUGGUUGUGCAUCUGUUCUGUUUUUGUAACUGCCGUCAAUCUAGUAUUAUAUUUAGUAGUGAAACCAAAUGCAUCCUCUAAAAGAAGUUCAUUAUCAUAUAAGGUAACCAGGUUUUUGAAAUGCUGUAUCUACUUUCUUAUGUCAUGUUUCUUCUUUCAUGUAAUUUUUGUUCUGUAUGGAGCACCACUCAUAGAGCUGGUGUUGGAAACAUUUUUAUUUGCAGUUAUUUUGUCUACUUUUACUACUGUACCUUGUUUGUGUUUGUUAGGACCAAACAUCAAAGCGUGGGUGAGAGUUUUCAGUAGAAAUGGAGUUACAUCCAUUUGGGAGAACAGUCUUCAGAUCACUACAAUUUCUAGUUUUAUAGGAACAUGGCUUGGCGCCUUCCCUAUUCCACUCGAUUGGGAAAGACCAUGGCAGGAGAGAAUUGGAAGUUAAUAUUCAGAGCUUUUGUGCCUAGAGAACCUACAACUGCCUUUAAACUCCGCACUUGAGUGCUGCUAUCUCUAAAAUGGAAUUGAACCAGAUAAUCACAUAUCUUCUGAGUAUACGUAUUUCCUAUAAAGUUAAAAAGCAAAAUUGAGCAUUUUUUAAAAACAAUUUAAAAUUGUUUAAAAAUAUUUGUACUUAUUCCUAUAAUCUAUAUAAGGCAUUGUUAUAUUUAAAAACACUUUUUUGUUUUCUCUAGUUUUAGGUUAAAAAUUUUGUGAAAAAUAUAUAUUCAUUUUCUAAAGUCACAGAUGCUACAGAUAAUGCAUAAAUUGAAGCUAGGGAUCAUAAGGAUUACUGGAAAUACUGCUAGAGUGAGGGAUAAAACUAAGAUCAUGGAUUUAAUUAUUAAAGGGUGGCAUGUUUUUAGGUUAAUUGGUGUUUCUGUUAUCAAAGGUAUUAUACAGUGUUGUAGGCAGACCAAAAUAAAAUACUAACAUAUGAAUAGGAUUUAUGUUUCAAGCAUGAGGAAAAAAAAAAAAACCUAUAUAAUAUUUAACUGACAGAAAAUGUUUUAUAUUUAUUAUUUAUUUUUUUAAUAUGAAAUUUAUUGUCAAAUUGGUUUCCAUAUAACACCCAGUGCUCAUCCCAACAGGGGCCCUCCUCAAUGCAAUGGUUUUGUAUUUAAAAGGUGGGUUCAUUGUAUGGUAAUCAUGCUGAUAAUACUCUGCUGGCAGGACUUCCACAUGAGAAAGACUGGUGCUAGCCAGGUUAAUUUAUUUUCACAAUCUUGGCAAGGAGCACUAUAGGUUAGCAUCACUUCAACAAAAAGUUGCAGGUUGGAGACUACACACCUCUCCACAAAUAGCUCUUCUAAAUGUGUGCUUGG
Messenger RNA from Neofelis nebulosa (Clouded leopard), 1737 nucleotides. RefSeq names its product phosphatidylinositol glycan anchor biosynthesis class F (gene PIGF). The record is from RefSeq and is a predicted model, not a curated record. The transcript has 6 exons. Gene Ontology annotation, biological process: GPI anchor biosynthetic process. The coding region runs from base 261 to 857 and encodes 198 amino acids. Lineage: Eukaryota; Metazoa; Chordata; Mammalia; Carnivora; Felidae. Gene Ontology annotation, cellular component: endoplasmic reticulum membrane.